AGGAGCGUCAAUGGUAGCAUAAUUGAAGUAAGAUCUUCCUGUUAACCGGCAACAAUCUCCUCUCCCUUUUUUUAUGUGUCAAAAUGUCGGAUAACCCUCUGCAAGCAAUCUGUAGCACCAUUGGAAGAAUUUCAGUCUCUCUUCACACAAAUAUUUCAAAAUUGAUCAGCAUCACCCAAAAGCCACAUACAGGUACAAAUGUACAGUUUUCAGUUUCUGUACCUGCACCUCCCACAGCUACCUCAUCGAUGCUUGCCGCUGAUUCUUCUCUUUUCCAACCCACGGAAAAGGUUGGUCCAGUGACUAGGGAACAGCUCGGAAGGGCCACUUGGACUUUCAUUCACACUCUUGGUGCUCAGUAUCCAGAAAAGCCAACCAGGCAGCAAAAGAAAGAUGUUAAAGAACUGAUGGCAAUUAUAUCCCGCAUAUACCCUUGCAAGGAAUGUGCAGACCACUUCAAAGAAGUGCUAAGAUCAAAUCCUAUACAGGCAGGUUCACAAGCUGAGUUUUCCCAGUGGCUAUGUCGAGUGCACAAUGUUGUUAACCGGAGCCUUGGGAAGCCAACGUUUCCAUGUGAACGAGUUGAUGCAAGAUGGGGGAAGCUGGACUGUGAGCAUCGCGUAUGUGAUUUACAAGGGUCCAUGACCCUUUUCGGCAGUCAAACCGAUUAAAGGUAAGGUGCUGAUAUAUAUAUAUAUUACUAUGAUCAACCAGUUAUAUAUCUUAUACCAGAAAUGUAUAUCAGUGAACCCAUUGUUACUCAGACAUCAAGAUACAAAAUUUGUUGAAUAUAAAAGCGAAUCAGUGUCUUUUUUUGGUGCCAA
Molecule: messenger RNA, 824 nt
Organism: Cynara cardunculus var. scolymus (artichoke)
Lineage: Eukaryota; Viridiplantae; Streptophyta; Magnoliopsida; Asterales; Asteraceae
Product: FAD-linked sulfhydryl oxidase ERV1
Exons: 6
Coding region: 84-671 (195 amino acids)
Cellular component (GO): mitochondrion
Molecular function (GO): flavin-dependent sulfhydryl oxidase activity; flavin adenine dinucleotide binding
Source: RefSeq, a predicted model, not a curated record